Messenger RNA from Stomoxys calcitrans (stable fly), 1772 nucleotides. RefSeq lists its product as uncharacterized. The record is from RefSeq and is a predicted model, not a curated record. The coding region runs from base 228 to 1217 and encodes 329 amino acids. The transcript has 2 exons. NCBI's taxonomy places the organism in Eukaryota, Metazoa, Arthropoda, Insecta, Diptera, Muscidae.
CCGAGUUUUUAUCCAUUACACAUCAACUGAGAAAUAACUGGAGUUAACUGCCUUCCUUCCCUCAUUGGUUCUUUUUCUAAGGGCUCCAGUAUUGAGUCCCUCCCCGACAUCCUCUACUUAUUAUUCCAGAGAAACAUUGGUCCUCAACGAACCGGAUUAGCAGCGAGUGAGAGACAUCCCGUUGGUGCGUAGCAGAAAUUAACAGAAGAACUUUGGAGACAAGAAAUAUGCGCAACCAAUCUCCAAGCAAAUCAUACCACAAAUCUAAGAGGGGUAAUCAUGGGAACUACGACUGUAGAGUUUGCAAAGGAACCCAUCCUCUUAGACUGUGUCGUCGUUUCCUUAGCAUGAAUACCAUACAAAGAAAGGAAACCGUCCAGAAAUAUGGUUAUUGUCCUAACUGUCUUGCGCACGUACACUCCAAAAACUCCUGCUUUAGCACCUCCGGAUGCAAGUACUGUAAAAAACACCAUCAUACAUUGCUACAUAUUCAUCCACGGUUCCAUAUGCAAUCUAAUAAAUAUAAAUCCACCACAUCCGAUUCCAAAUCAUCCUGUUCCAAAUCAUCAGAUUCCAAAUCAUCCGGUUCCAAAUCAUCUGAUUUCAAAGGAUCCACUUCCAAAUUAUCCAAUUCAAGCAAUUCCAAGGCAUCAAAAUCAUCAUUUCAACGGCAAACCUCAGAGUCCAAGAAUGGCGUACCUAAAUCAGCGACAUCAUCUUCAGAACCAUCCUUAUCAUCAAUCCUAAAGCAAAAUGUAAUCACCCUCCUUCCUACAGCUAUAGUGAAUGUAGAAACCAAAAAUGGAUCCUACCAGGGCCGCUGUUUACUGGACUCAGGGUCAAAAAUGAGCUAUGUUUCCAAAAAAUUUGUCGAUAAGUUAAACCUUAUGACCUUAGAACUGGACGAUGAAAUAAUGUGCCCGUUGACCUUGGUUUCAUCUACCGAUCUUAACGAUAAAAUCCACGUUAUUCUUAGAGUCAAUAACAGAAUCGCGAUUACUACCCCCAGCCAAGAUUUACCUGAAGAAAUUAAGAAAAACUUUCAAAAUUUUGUCCUCGCCGAUAAGAAUUUUUACAAAUCUGCACCCAUUGAAUUAAUCUUAGGGGUUGAUAUUUACUCAAAAGUUGUAACUGAUGGUAUUUUUGUCCGCAGUGGUCUCCCUACUGCCCAAAAUACGACUUUUGGUAUAAUCUUAUACGGCACUGUCUCAAUUUAAAUAACUGAAUGCAAAUCCAAAGACUAGAAACAAACGUAGAAAACACAUUGGUUCACCAUAUUUAGUUUUAACUUCUUUCUAAGCAUUAAAACAUGAAUUUUAAAAUUUGCAAAUGAAAUCACGCUAUAAGAAAUUUUUGUUAUAAGAAUACUGAAUUGAAUGAUUUAUAAUCCUUAGAAUACUUAUCUUUAUUUACUGAGAUUAAUCUAAAAGGAAAUGUGGUUUUAAAUUAACGUUCUAAUGAAAGAUUAUUUGCAGUAGUACUGCAAGGGGGGCGGCGAUGUUAACGCAGCACCUCUUGCUUUAAUCUGUUUGCAGCGCAGCACUGUUGUACGUAUUAUCGUACCCAUAAUGCUGCGAUAGGCAAAUGCAUUCAUCGGUUACUUAAAAGAUAUAAGAUAAAUGUUAGAGAAUAAAAUGUUCGAAUUUCUUUUAUCAACCACAGCUUCCGUCCUUAGGUCUUAGCUUUAAGUAGUUCACUUUUUCUUCAACAUCCAUUGUGGUAAGAUCGUCGUCUUCCCAGAAUAAAAGAACUGAUCCGAAUUACAAUUCUAA